ACACACACUUCCAGAGAGAGAGACGGCGGAAGAGCUCUGCUAGAUUGUGUGGAUAGCAAACGGAAGCUUCUUAAGCCUUAGAAUUUUCCAAACUGCGUUUGUUGUUGAUUACGUUCCCAUCUGAAGGACCCCUAAAGCGGAGCGGCGCAGGAAAGCAGCGCGGAAUCAGCGGCUGGUGCGUGUUUUAUAUCUGCAGCGCGAGGUUUGUCUGUUGGCAGGCGGCUGAGGAGAUGCUCCUGUAAUUGGAUUCAUCUGGAAAACGCUCAAACCGCGAGGAGAGCUGCUUAAGUGACAGCGGCUCUCUAUAACGAUCUCUUUUUCAGCCUGCCUCUUCAUUUUUCUUUUCGCUCCGCUCAGCUCCAUCUCCCUCUCUUCUCUCGCGACCCUCUCUCAUCUUCUUCCGACAGCAGAAGUUUUUCUGUCGCACGCAGACCAUCGCGAUGGUUGAUAAAGGCACAAGAGUGUUCAAGAAGGCAAGUCCAAAUGGGAAGUUAACUGUGUACCUUGGUAAGAGGGAUUUCGUCGACCACGUGGAUCUUGUGGAGCCUGUCGAUGGUGUGGUUUUAAUUGAUCCAGAGUACCUAAAAGAGAGAAAAGUUUUUGUGACACUGACGUGUGCCUUCCGCUAUGGAAGGGAGGACUUGGAUGUUCUUGGCUUGACGUUUCGUAAAGACCUCUUUGUGGCCAACAUCCAGGCAUUUCCCCCUGUGCCUGAAGAGAAAAAGAGCUUGACACGUCUACAAGAGCGACUGAUAAAGAAACUCGGAGAACAUGCUUACCCCUUCACCUUCGAGAUUCCGCCGAAUUUACCCUGUUCUGUCACGUUACAACCAGGGCCAGAGGAUACAGGAAAGGCCUGCGGGGUUGACUUUGAAGUGAAAGUUUUCUGUGCAGAAAAUGUUGAAGAAAAAAUCCACAAAAGGAAUUCAGUGCGUCUUGUCAUCAGAAAAGUGCAGUAUGCUCCAGAGAAGCCGGGCCCACAGCCGAUGGCUGAAACCACAAGACAGUUUCUCAUGUCAGAUAAACCUUUACACCUGGAGGCUUCACUUGACAAAGAGAUUUACUAUCAUGGUGAACCAAUCAGUGUCAACGUCCAUGUCACAAACAACACAAACAAGACAGUAAAAAAAAUCAAGAUUUCAGUGCGACAAUAUGCUGAUAUCUGCCUCUUCAACACUGCCCAGUACAAGUGUCCCGUGGCCACAGAGGAAACAGAUGAUAUCGUGGCCCCCAGUGCGACAUUUUGUAAAGUAUACACUCUCACACCUUUCCUCGCGAAUAACCGAGAGAAACGUGGCUUGGCUCUGGAUGGCAAACUCAAACAUGAAGACACAAAUUUAGCCUCAAGUACAUUGUUAAGAGAGGUGGCCAAUAAGGAAAUUCUGGGCAUCAUUGUUUCUUAUAAGGUGAAAGCGAAGCUGGUGGUGUCUCGCGGAGGGCUGCUUGGAGAUCUUGCCUCAAGUGAUGUUGCUGUUGAGCUCCCCUUUACAUUAAUGCAUCCCAAACCAUUGGAGGAAUCGAUUUACAGAGAUGCUUCAGAAAAUGAUGCCCCCAUUGACACAAACCUCAUUGAAUUUGACACAAAUGACGAUGACAUCAUCUUUGAGGACUUUGCUCGACAACGCCUGAUUGGGGCAAAAGAUGACAAAGAUGAAGACGAGGAGGGUGCCGAUUCGCCCAAACUGAAUGACAGAUAGAUAUGCAGAUUCCUGCAGAGUUUCCUGUGUUGUGACGAUACAAGAGACCUUUUUGAGAUAACCUGGAAAAAUCGGACACCCUUUAACACACUCACAGUGGUGCAGUUGUUGUGUUCUUGUUCACAUUUGUCUCUUCCAUCCUGCAAGGGUGUACAGUAAAAACGUAAGUGUAGAAAAUGUGAACUUGUCGUUGAAGCAAUUAGAAGGUGAGAUUUUAGUUGAUAGGUCGGCCACUGAGUGCCUCGGAUAUUUGAGGCUCAUUUAAGGUUGAGUCAAUGGCUUCACAUCAUAGCUAAAUCAAACGUCAGUGGUAGCAUACCUUUGUUGUUCCUUUGUUUUAUAGAUUCUUCCUUUGAUUAGAACAGAAGAAGAAUUUAAGGACCGUGUCUUAGUAUUGAACCAUAUUUAAUGUAUGGAAUUAGUUAUUUUAAUGACUGUAAAAGGAACUGGAUUUACUAUGUUUAUUAUAAAAGCUGCCAAAUUGAAUCAUCUUUGUAAUGUCUCAUGUCUCAACUGAGAGCUUUUUAAUCAGUCAUUGCAGAGUGAAAGUAUUUUUUCUUUCCACUUUUUGAAAGAAAUGAUAUCUCAAAGUUAUCUUACCUAACAAAAGUUCUGAAUACACUACUGAUAAAAAGACUAUAUGACACAAUGAACAACAAUGCCUUUUUUCUCUCAACAAUCUUCAACUGUGUGAAAACAUUUAAUUAUAAACAAUGUCUAUAUAUAGGGGACUAUAUAUUGCUAUAUGAUAUUUUUACAUAAGUGAAGCUUCUCAAACAAAUCACCUGUGAAUAGUCUACAAACUACAAACUUUCUAGUUACACUAUCCUGAAUAAAGUAUAUGUAUGCUUAAAUCUGUCUCUUCUGUGGAACAGAAAAGAACUUUUGAAGAAUGUGCUGGUAUUUUUCCAUUGCAAUCACAAUUAAUUGAGAGCUUUCAAGAUUCAGUAAGGAUUUUAAAGCUCCGGGGUAUCAUGAAAAAUCCCUUUAUCUUGUGCCAUGUGCACACUGCAUGAAAUGUUCUGAAUUAAAAGGGCUUGUGUGAUUAAGAAAUCAACAUUUAAGUUGUUAUUCAUUAAUAAUCUGUCCAGUACCCUGGAACUUUAUUUAAUAAUUAAUUAUUCGGUUUUUGUGAAUAAGAUCAGAUGAUUCAAUGAAAAGAUCAGACUCAAAAGAACAACUUGUUAAAUUGAGAAUCAGUUGAACUGUUUCUCUAACAGUUCAAGCUCAACUGUUUACUUCUGUCCUCUUUUUAAAGCUGCUUUAUGGCAGAAUUUUGUUUGCAUUAUCGAAACACUAUUUUAUGGAGCCCCACACAUGGCAUGCAGGAAAAAAAUAUUAGGCUAAAUCAUGUGCACCAUCUACUAUUUAGUUCCCUCGAUUUAUAAAUUGAGCACAAGAUUUAAUAAUUAGUUCCCUUGAUUUGCUAAAUUGUGCACACGAUUUAUAAAUCGAGAUUACGAAUUAGUAAAUUGUGCACAUGAUUUAGCAAAUCAAGGAAACAAAUUAGCAAAUAGA
Molecule: messenger RNA, 3215 nt
Organism: Carassius carassius (crucian carp)
Lineage: Eukaryota; Metazoa; Chordata; Actinopteri; Cypriniformes; Cyprinidae
Product: beta-arrestin-1-like
Exons: 16
Coding region: 441-1697 (418 amino acids)
Biological process (GO): G protein-coupled receptor internalization; signal transduction; visual perception
Molecular function (GO): G protein-coupled receptor binding
Source: RefSeq, a predicted model, not a curated record